CCCUCCUUGUUCCGCUGUCCGAAAUGCCCGCCCACUGAGACGCCUCAUCUCCAGCCCAUUCUGAUCCUGCCUUUGCUUGACCGCCGAGCAUUGACAGCAAACGUAUAUCUGACGCCAGCCCCCCGCGUACAGCUUGCUUUUGCAAACCCUGGGACACCACAACCCUAACACACCGGCUACCCGAGUACCAGAGUAGCAUCCGCCCGCCAUGGCCGGAAUGGAGAACAUCGAGGUCCAUAGCAAGUCUUACCUUGUAAGAUGGGUCAAUGUUUCCUCGGGCCACACCAUAUCAUGGAGUGUCCAGCCACACAAAAAGUCUCUCAAUUUCGGCAUCUUCAAGCACCCCGGAAACGCGACGGGCUCAGCUGCCCACCUGCCUUCCACGGCCACCUUCGAGGCCGGACCAGGCACCCCCUCCCUCGAGCCACCCGUAACACGCGGGCGCGGAGCCUCGACGUCAAGAAACGACCGAACUGUCGUCCUGGAAAAGCUGUCAGCAAUCGGUCUGAAACAGGUACACUGGCAUGGCAAAUGUGAGGCCGACACCGUCUCCAUGGGCACUUAUGACAUACCCCCCGGCGAGGGUGGUAUGUAUGGCCUUGUCUUUGACAAUACCUUUUCCAAGACAGUGUCUAAGACGGCCACAUUUGUUCUCAUGACAUAUCCAACCAAUGCCGCUCCAAAAUCGGGUCACCACAUGCACUACGCCCAGGCAAUGGCUGGAGCAAGCACAACUAGUCUCCCCAAGUCAUCACCUUCUAUCAACCCUGCCGAAUCAUCUGAGUCUUUAGCUCAAACAUCUGGAGACCGACCAAAGUCACAAUACGGCCAGAAACCGGGCAGUCUAUCUGGCUCGUCUUUUCUCACUGGCGUAUUGCAGAAGAAGCGGAGGAAGAGGAAUCAGGGCUAUGCGAGACGCUUCUUUUCUUUGGACCUCACCUCGUCAACGCUGUCGUAUUACCGCAACGACCAUUCCUCCGCUCUACGCGGCGCCAUCCCGCUGUCGCUAGCCGCCAUCGGCGCAAACGAGGAAACAAGGGAAAUCUCUGUAGAUUCAGGAGCGGAGAUUUGGCAGCUGCGCGCCCUCAAUGAAAAGGAUUUUCAGAUGUGGAAAACUGCGCUUGACCGUGCAUCAAGAACAGCAGCAGACAGGGGAGCAGUGGCUUCGCCUACCCUACAAAUACAAGAGGGAACAUUUCAGGGCUUCCCGCAAGCCUCAAGUGCGAUCGAAGAGACUGAAUGGGCUAGGGUUGAGGCAUUGAUGGGGCGAGUUUCUGGUACAAGAGACGCGGUGCGAAGGUUAGUCCAGCAAACCGAGCCCAAGUCCGCUACAAAAACAAACGAAACUGAAUCACCUGCACCAUCCGAAACGGAACCCAGCGACUACUUCCCGGAACAAAAGGCACCCCAAAAAACUUCCUUUUGGAAGCGCAAGCCAAGUAGUUCGGCUGCACAGAGCCCUUCAGGGCUGUCCAACAAAAGUGGCCCAUCCGCAAACAUCUCAGCAAAUGGCACGCUCGCAGUGCCAUCCCAGAAUGGCCAAGGUACAAGUUCUCCAAUGGAAGAACUUCUUCAUGGUAACUGCAUGGCUCUCUUGAAAGACUUGGAUUCCGUCGUCGCAGACUUCGCCAAUCUCAUUAGCGAAAGCAAGCAACGUCGAGCGUUAGCAAAACCACCACCACUCUCUGCUGUGCCAUCACGCAACAGCUUUGAAUCAACUGUAGAAUCUGUUGACGAGUUCUUCGAUGCUACCGAUGGCGACGGCGGCAAGUCGCAACUGCUUACUAUUCGGCGUGAUAGUGGCGACAAUGAACACGAGCGUGGACAUACUCCAAACGAGGACUCAGACGGAGAAUCGGAGUCGUCUUCUGAAAACGGAAGCGAGGAAACAAGAGAUCGUCCACGAAUGUCGCUUGAAAUGACACCAGCACUUUUCCCUACAAAGCCCGAAUCUCUAAAGCCUCUACCUCUCGACCCAGUUGACCGUCGAGCCACUGUUCCUGCGCCUAAAGUUCAACCCCCAAGUCUGAUUGCAUUCUUCAGAAAGAAUGUUGGCAAAGAUUUGUCAACCAUUGCCAUGCCGGUGUCUGCUAACGAGCCCACUUCAGCAUUGCAACGACUCGCCGAACAGCUCGAGUACAGCGAGCUACUAGAUGCCGCUGUGGCAGCUCCCUCGGAAACGGGCGAGCGUCUCAUCUACAUGGCCGCUUUUGCAAUCUCAGCCUUCAGCAACACCCGUGUCAAGGAUCGCGCAAUCCGGAAACCGUUCAACCCUAUGCUUGGUGAAACGUACGAACUCGUUCGCGAAGACAAGGGCUUCCGUUUCUUUGCAGAAAAGGUCGUUCACCGUCCUGUACGCAUGGCCUGCCAAGCCGAGGCACAAGAAUGGACGUUUAUUCAAUCCUCUACCCCAAUGCAGAAGUUCUGGGGCAAGAGCGCUGAGAUCAACACCGAUGGUCGUGUUCGCAUCUUCUUACAUGCUUCCGGUGAGCACUACUCCUGGACCCUGGCAACAUCCUAUCUGCGCAACGUCAUUGCGGGUGAAAAGUAUCUUGAGCCCUCUGGCACAAUGACUAUUAUCUCGGAAACUACGGGCGCAAAAGCUGUAUGCACAUUCAAAGCUGGCGGCAUGUUUGCUGGCCGCUCAGAAGAGGUCUUGGUUCAAGCAUUCGAUAACGCUGGCUCCAUCCUCCCAAGUGGUGCAACCGGCAAAUGGACAACCGACCUUCAGUUGACAUCCAAUGGACAGCCAAUUGGCAAGACUAUCUGGAAAGUAGGUAGCUUGGUUGAUAAAGCCGAGAAACACUACGGCCUCACCACUUUUGCCGCCGCCCUCAAUCAGGUCACAGCUAUCGAAGAAGGCCACAUUCCACCCACCGACUCGCGACUCCGGCCCGAUCAGCGUGCCCUUGAAGACGGCGAUGUAGACAAAGCCGAAGCGCUGAAAGCGCGUCUUGAAGAGCGCCAGAGAGCUAGAAGAAAGGUCCUGGAAGAACAUGGUCAAGAGUGGAAGCCGCGCUGGUUCAGCAAGGUUGGAGCCGCCGAGGCAGCAGCGUUGGAUGGUGAGGAAAUUUGGAGGCUCAAGGGCGGCAAGGAUGGGUACUGGGAGUGCAGGGAACGUGGCGAGUGGGGGGAUCUGACUGAAGUCUUUGAGACUUGA
Molecule: messenger RNA, 3160 nt
Organism: Bipolaris maydis ATCC 48331
Lineage: Eukaryota; Fungi; Ascomycota; Dothideomycetes; Pleosporales; Pleosporaceae
Product: Oxysterol-binding protein-domain-containing protein
Biological process (GO): endocytosis; maintenance of cell polarity; exocytosis
Cellular component (GO): membrane; cytosol; intracellular membrane-bounded organelle
Molecular function (GO): sterol binding
Source: RefSeq, a predicted model, not a curated record